GUGUAUCAGGAUGAUAAGCGAAUGGCAAUGUUUGGAACAAGUUCAGUUCGUAAUACAUCGCCGUCGACGCCAGACGUCAUGACGAUUAUAAUACACAAAACUGAUGUCAGUCCGCCGGCUCGCGCGACGCUCAUCCUCGUAGACUUACUCGGUCUUAAAAUCGAAACUCGCGAAGUGAAUCUACCUACAAGACAACAAUUCAACCCAGAGUACUUAGAGAAGAAUCCAUUACACACAGUUCCAUUAUUAGAAGAUGACGGUCUAGUUCUUCAAGACAGCCAUGCAAUCAUGAUAUACCUAAUGUCAAAAUAUGGUAUAGAACACGAGAGUUUGUACCCUAAAGAUUUGGCAGCAAGGGCGAUAGUCAAUCAACGUUUGUUUUUUGACGCGUCCAUACUAUUCCCAAGGUUGAAGACUGUUAUUUAUAGUACUGUGAAGCAUGGAAUACCAAUGACAGAAGCACAGGAGACAGAUAUUAAGGAAUGUUAUGAUGUUGCUGAGAAGUAUCUUACGGAUCAAUACAUUGCGGGCGAUACUUUGACCUUGGCCGAUAUCUCGUGUGUCACCACUAUAUCAUCAUUAGACUGUAUUGUACCCAUACAUUCGAAAUAUAGAAGGCUUCACGAUUGGUGGAGCCGACUGAAGAAGGAACCCUGGUACCAGAAGAUUAACCAACCAGGAUUGGCGCUGUUUGGCAGAUUUAUCAAAGGCUUUUUGUGAUCAAUAUUGUUUUCAAAUAAAAAAUAAUUUUAAGUGAAUAAAUGUAAUGAAUUGUGAAUGUAAAUGACUGUUAUUUGCUUCUGUAAGCGUUU
Messenger RNA from Spodoptera litura, 812 nucleotides. It is a transcript of the gene GSTe2, whose product is annotated as glutathione S-transferase epsilon 2. NCBI's taxonomy places the organism in Eukaryota, Metazoa, Arthropoda, Insecta, Lepidoptera, Noctuidae. The record is from RefSeq and is a predicted model, not a curated record. Gene Ontology annotation, biological process: glutathione metabolic process. Gene Ontology annotation, molecular function: glutathione transferase activity.